UCAAUCGUAAGCGACUCUCGAUUGAACGAAUAAAAAGUUCUACAAUUUAUUUAACUUUUAUUAUUUUAUUAUUUUUCGCCGAGUCGGUAUUAUAAGAUUCGUCAUUAUCAUAUCACACAUCGCAUCGCAUACCCCACUAUAGCUGAUAGCUUUCGUCUUGUCGUCGUCGUUGUCGUCUUCUUACUACUCGGCUGGUGGUUAUAUAGAGUAGGUACUUUAUACUUAAACGAUCAAUUAGUCGAAUAGGUGUACCACUGCUAAGUCAAACGCCAACGCCGAGCGACGCCGGCCACCAGCAAUAGCACCAGAGCACUAGAGAACCACCGACAAUAGCAUUCGCCGCCGACCGCGACAAUUCUCAAUCUGAUCGUUUCCUACUUUUGACAUAAAACCAACAAGAACCCGGGAACUUUUGCCAAAAACCAAAACGUAAUUUAAAAGAAAAUUUAAACUAAAAAAAAAGAAAGUAUUAGUAAUAAAUAAAAGAAUUAUACAUUUUUAUUGUAUAAUCAUCAAGUGAUUAUUGUUUCGUCUUCGCGUUCGGUCCGUUGACGUCUAAUUACCGUUAUUAUUUUUAGUUACUUCCUCGCUUGGUCCCUUUUAAUUAUUGUUUUCUUUUAUAAUUCGCUCAUUUGACAUUUCUUUUUGUUUUAUGUGUUUUACUUUUUUUUAAAAAAGUUAACAUGACUAUCAUAAGUUCGACGCGAAAUAAAGGACUCGUUCUUAGUGACACUAACUCAACAGGGUAACAUUUAACAAAUAAAAUUUCAUCUCGAUUCAGAAUAAUUAUUCGACGAGGCUAAAAAUUUAAGAGAGAGUGAUGCAGUGUGAACGUACCCAAAUAAAUUAUAAAUAAAUUAUUGUUUAUAAUUAAUUAUUUUUGGCACUUAUUAUAUUUUUGUAUAUUUUGUCUGUGAAGAAAUAAUAAUUUUUGUCGUCGCGUCGUCUUCAUCGUUUUGUACCUGUUACGACAUAGAAUUUUAUGCGAGGAAGAGUGGGAAGUUUGCCCACCAAGAUCAUUAAUCAAACGAUAAACAGCUUCAGGCCAUCAUAGGGCUGAAAUACAAUACGAGAGUAUUUUUAUUGUUGGUGAAUCAAAUAACUCGACGAAAAAUACACAACUUCAAGCCUUAAAUCUUUAAUACAUCUGUCGCAGCCGCAGUUUAACAUCAGUUAUCGUGUAGUGUUCUUAUAAAAAUAUUAUCUGUUUAUGGAUCGCUUUAAGAGAACUUUAAAUCUUUACCAAAGAUCAAAGGAUUUAUAGUAUUUUGCCAUAAUUGUUUGUGAGAUCAACAAUCCCGCGAACUUUUUGUCGUCCAUUAUUUACCCGCAACAGUAUACUCAAGUUACCUUUUUAAAUUUGCAACAACAAAUCCAGUCAAAUCUAUCUUGUAGAUCCUACAUACGUAUUAUACUAAAGUUAUAAAGCCAAUUAACUUUUAACGGCAACAGUAUUCUAUUAUUUUAAGAAAUAAACAAAACUAAGAAAAAACUACUGCAAAAUGUCGAUAUCAAAGGAGAAAAUUUUCGAGGAGAAGGAAGUCGAGAAGCCACAAACUCGAUUCGCUACAAGAUACUUUGUAACGUUCAUGUUGUUCCUUGGCAUGGCAAAUGCUUAUGUCAUGAGAACUAACAUGUCUGUUGCUAUUGUUGCAAUGGUUAAUCAUACGUUUGUUAAUAUGGACAAUGAAGAAGCUAUUGACAACGAAUGCCCUGGUAACACUUAUGAGACUGUGAAAGAAGAAGAUGGAGACUUUAAAUGGAGUUCAAGUACACAAGGUUAUGUACUAUCAUCGUUCUUCUAUGGCUAUGUCUUAACCCAAGUACCUUUUGGUAUAUUGGUUAAAAAAUACGGAGCAUUACGUUUUCUUGGCUGGGGAAUGCUGGUCAACUCAGUAUUUGCCUUUUUAGUUCCUGUUGCUGCACGUAAAUUUGGUAUUAUUGGCUUGUGUUUAGUUCGUUUUAUUCAAGGCCUUGGCGAAGGACCCAUCGUACCGUGUACACAUGCCCUAUUGGCCAAAUGGAUUCCACCCACCGAAAGAUCUCGUAUGGGAGCUGCAGUUUAUGCAGGUGCUCAAUUUGGAACAAUUAUCUCGAUGCCAUUGUCUGGCUUAUUAGCUGAAUAUGGUUUUGACGGAGGCUGGCCUUCGAUUUUCUACGUAUUCGGUUUAAUUGGUACAAUUUGGGCAAUUGCGUUCUUGCUGCUUGUCUAUGAGGACCCAUCAUCACAUCCGACCAUCGAUGAAAAAGAAAAGAAAUACAUAAAUCAUUCACUUUGUCGAACUGAUGAUACAAUUAUUCCACCAAUUCCCAUUAAAGCUAUUCUAACAUCAAUGCCAUUCUAUGCAAUUUUAUUGGCACAUAUGGGUCAUAAUUAUGGUUAUGAAACAUUAAUGACAGAGUUGCCAACUUACAUGAAACAAGUAUUGAAAUUCUCAUUGAAAUCCAAUGGAAUACUUUCGGCUCUUCCAUAUUUGGCUAUGUGGCUCUUCUCGAUGUUUAUUUCAUUUAUUGCUGAUUGGAUGAUCACUUCAAGUCGGUUCUCAUUGACAGCAACAAGAAAAAUCAUAAACAGUAUUGGUCAAUAUGGACCAGGAGUGGCUCUAAUUGCCGCCUCAUACACAGGCUGUGAUCGUGCACUUACCCUUGCUAUCCUGACCAUCGGUGUUGGUCUCAAUGGUGGUAUCUAUUCUGGUUUCAAAAUCAACCACUUGGAUAUUACCCCUCGUUUUGCUGGUUUCUUGAUGGCAAUUACAAACUGUUCUGCUAAUUUAGCUGGUUUAUUAGCACCAAUUGCAGCUGGAAAUUUAAUUGAGGGCAAGCCAACAAUGGGUCAAUGGCAAAUUGUAUUCUUCAUAGCUGCCUUCAUUUAUUUAAUUUGUGGUACAAUUUAUAACAUUUUCGGUUCUGGUGAACGUCAAUGGUGGGAUAAUCCAGCUACAGAUGAAGUACCACAAACAACUCUAACAAACGGAGCCAAUUUAGCCAAUAUGCAUACAGUAAAUGCGGCUGUGUUACCAGCUGGUGGAAUAAUUAAUAAUUAUUCUGAAACUGGACAUUAAGACGUUAAAAUUUAAAAAUAUAAAUACAUUAUAAUUUAUUUCUCUUUAAGAACUCCUAUAUUAUAAAAAUAUCUAUAAAAUAGAUUCACUCUAUAUGCCUUAAAGUUUAAGCAAAAAAAAAACAAACAACUUAUUUUUACGAAAAUUAUACAAAGUAAGAUUUAAAAAAACAAAAAAGAAAAUAGAAUUGUGUUCUCUUUCUCACUUUAUUUCAGCGAGAAUGAGAUUUUGUACGUAAUUUUUUUUACAUUCAUACAUAAAAACUUCCAAUUUAAUUUUUUGUUAAUUUAAAAUCUGCAAAAAUUUAUUAUGUAAUUUAAAUGAGCGAAAAGAAAAUAAUCAUCCUAAUUGUGAUACAUUCAAUGAAAAAAUAACAAAAAAAAUACAUAUUUAUUAAAAUUCUAAAUAAUUCCUAAAACCAACGAAAAAUUUGUUUUUUUUUUUUUUAUUUUUGAGCAGGGAAAGUAAGUUUAAACAUUGGCUUACAAUUUUAGUUUACCAAGUACGAUAUUACAGUUUACUUACUAAAAAAGUUAAGUUACUUUAUUUAAAGUAUAGGGCUGGAAUGCGUUAUCUUUCAAACUAAAUUGUUAAACCAAUUUUUUUUGUUUCAGUUGGAAGUCUGACAUUUACGAAAAUGCUCAAACACCUACUGAAGCCAGUUGACCAUUCACAACGUUCGUAGUUACUUCGAAUGGGUGUUUGAACAACAGGGGGUGGACGGUAAUUUUUCGAAACAAAUUUUCUUUAUCAACAAAGUACAUUUCUCACAAAUUAAUUAAUUAAUUAAUAAACAAAAUUGCCGUAUUUAGGGUUCUGAGAAUCCUUGGAAUGGAUGAGAGGCCAUUAUAUUAACAAAAAGUAACUGUUUGAUGCGCUCUUUGGUCCAGAGGUGUGAUUGGACCUUGCUUUUUCUAAAACGACAAUGAAACGACGGUCACCGGUAAUUCGGAGCGUUAUGGUCACAUGAUAAUCUAUUUUUUUUGCCUGCUAUUGAAGAAUACGACUUGGAGAAUAUUUGAUAUAAACAAAACGGUGCCACAAGUCAUCAUCCAACUUAAGCGAAUAUGACUUCAUUAUAUAUAUAUACCUUUCCUGGCGGACAUUUUUUGUGGAGCUACGCAAUUUUGCAGAUAAAUCUUUAACUCUUGAGCACUUAAAACCCAACAUUCUUUAAGUUAUAGCUGAGAUACCACCCAGUAUGUCAAAAAGUGGUGGAAAAUUACUUGAAAAAAAUUGAUCGUGGUUGUGAUUUAAAUAAUAUAGUCUUACAAAUAUAAUGUCAACGUUCAAAAUAAUUUACAAUAAAAAAGAAUCAUCAUGAACAAAAAUA
This is a messenger RNA of Eupeodes corollae, 4395 nucleotides long. RefSeq names its product putative inorganic phosphate cotransporter (gene Picot). Gene Ontology annotation, biological process: monoatomic anion transport; transmembrane transport. The record is from RefSeq and is a predicted model, not a curated record. The transcript has 8 exons. Lineage: Eukaryota; Metazoa; Arthropoda; Insecta; Diptera; Syrphidae. Gene Ontology annotation, molecular function: transmembrane transporter activity. The coding region runs from base 1503 to 3062 and encodes 519 amino acids.